AUGCAAGGGAGAGCAGCGCCCUGCCCCAAUUGUUCCCCAAAUUUCCCUCCUAUGCCUCCAAUUGCACAAGACAACUCUACCUUGAAGGUUAUGGAAAGAUUCAAGAAACUUCAACCUUUCUCGUUCUCCAAAAUUGACGCGAACCCACUACAGCCCGAACGAUGGAUUAACGCCAUGGAAAGAAUUUUUGAAGUGUUGGAGUGCACAGAUGCACAAAAGUUAAUCUGUGCCGGAUUCCAAUUGCAAGAUGAGGCCGCGGCUUGGUGGAAGUCAACCAAGCCCAAUUUAGAAGUUACUCAUCCCAACCCCACUUGGGAGCAGUUUAAGGAAGUUUUCUUUGAAAAUAAUUUUCCAGAAAGCUUUAGAGAUGAAAAGGAAGCGGAAUUUACGGUCCUGACCCAAGGAUCAAAGUCAGUGCUAGACUACCAGCAACAAUUCGAGGACUUAUUCCACUUCGCCCCAGAACACAUGAGGAGCAAUGCUUGCAAGUCGAAGAAGUUCGAGAAAGGACUCAAGCCUGAGAUUAGUGCCAUGUUGGCCAUUUUGGAUAUCCAAUCAUAUGCCUAG
Telopea speciosissima is the source of this 567-nucleotide messenger RNA. RefSeq lists its product as uncharacterized. NCBI's taxonomy places the organism in Eukaryota, Viridiplantae, Streptophyta, Magnoliopsida, Proteales, Proteaceae. The record is from RefSeq and is a predicted model, not a curated record. The transcript has a single exon. The coding region runs from base 1 to 567 and encodes 188 amino acids.